This is a messenger RNA of Cariama cristata (Red-legged seriema), 528 nucleotides long. RefSeq names its product MORN repeat containing 2 (gene MORN2). The record is from RefSeq and is a predicted model, not a curated record. NCBI's taxonomy places the organism in Eukaryota, Metazoa, Chordata, Aves, Cariamiformes, Cariamidae.
AUGUUCCCGGGACGCCAUCCCCCUUCAGCCUCCUUCACGAGGCCCCCACGCACCCUCUUCCUCUCCACGGCGCCACUACGCCCUCUCGGGGACUCCCACGCCCCCGGGGACGCCCAUGCAGCAGUUUUUAAAGUGUGUUUCAUACUCCCAAAUAAAAACAAGUAUGAGGGGGAGUGCAAAAGGACGCCUGAGGGUGUGCUCGAGAGGGACGGUCAUGGAGUCCACAUCAGCGUCAACAGAACUAUGUAUGUCAGCAGCUGGAAAAAUGACAAGAGGAUUGGUAAUGGAAGUCUGCAACAUCCUUCUGGGGCAGUUUAUGAAGAUGAGUUCAAAGAGAACAUGUUUCACGGGGCUGGAACCUACACAUUUCCAAAUGGAACAAAGUACAUUGGACCAUUCAAUGAAAAAAAGCAUGUUAGAAGUCAUUACUAAAUGGAAGGUGAAGAAGACUUCAUAGAUGAAAAUGGGUGGAGUGGCACAUUUCAUGGCUCGGCAGCAGUGAGACUGAAGCAGAAGUUGAAAAUGUAG